UCUCACUGACCCACGCUACUUCUUUGCACUCCCUUUCAGGUUUCGGAAGAACCGAUGUCUACGUCUUGCGGGGAACUGGCAGCUGCUCGUUGUUCGUCAUCUUCUCACUAAAGCAAGAUGGCCCUCAAUGUAUUCGAUCAUGAUGAAUACAGACCGCCAGUGUGGAAGUCAUACUUGUACCAGCUGCAGCAGGAGGCACCACACCCACGCAGAGUCACUUGUACCUGUGAGGUGGACAACCGACCGAAAUACUACGGCAGAGAAUACCAUGGGAUGAUAUCCAGAGAAGAGGCCGACCAGCUCCUGAACCAAACAGAGGGCAGCUACCUCAUCAGGGAGAGUCAGAGACAGCCUGGCACCUACACACUGGCUCUACGGUUUGGCAACCAGACCAGAAACUUCCGCCUGUACCAUGAUGGGAAACAUUUUGUCGGAGAGAAGAGGUUCGAGUCCAUCCACGAUCUGGUCACAGAUGGCCUCAUCACACUCUACAUUGAGACAAAGGCGGCCGAGUACAUCGCCAAGAUGACCAUCAACCCCAUCUACGAACAUGUGGGCUACACCACCCUGAACCUGGAGCCCACGCUGAAGAAACACCUGCCCCGCAGCCCCGAGGCCCCCGAUGGGCCUGCCCCUGCCAAGGAUGGGGGCAACACAGAGGAGAGGCUCACGUCGCUGGUGAGACGAGCCACCCUGAGGGAGAGCGACCUCGCGCCCAAAUACGAGAAGGUCCACAACUUCAAGGUUCAUACGUUCCGGGGACCCCAUUGGUGUGAGUACUGUGCCAAUUUCAUGUGGGGUCUCAUCGCUCAGGGCGUCAAAUGUGCAGACUGUGGGCUGAAUGUUCACAAGCAGUGCUCCAAGGUGGUGCCCAACGACUGCCAGCCGGACCUCCGCCACGUCAAGAAGGUCUACAGCUGCGACCUCACCACCCUGGUCAAAGCCCACAACACCAAAAGACCUAUGGUGGUGGACAUGUGCAUCCAGGAGAUAGAGGCCAGAGGACUCCAGUCCGAGGGUUUGUACAGGAUAUCAGGGUUCAGCGAGCUAAUUGAAGAUGUCAAGCUGGCUUUCGACAGAGACGGAGAGAAGGCGGAUAUUUCCUCCAACGUUUACGAAGACAUCAACAUCAUCACUGGAGCCCUUAAACUCUACUUCAGAGAGCUGCCCAUCCCCCUCAUCACAUACGACGCCUACCCACGCUUCAUAGACGCCGCAAAGAUCACAGACGCGGAGAAGAGGCUGGAAUCUCUCCACGAAGCCCUGAAGCUGUUGCCUCCGGCCCACUGCGAGACGCUGCGAUACCUCAUGGCCCAUCUCAAGAGGGUGACCAAGUGUGAGAAGGAGAACCUGAUGUCCAGCGAGAACCUGGGCAUCGUCUUCGGCCCCACACUGAUGAGGGCCCCUGACCUGGACGCCAUGACGGCGCUAAACGACAUCCGAUACCAGAGACUGGUGGUGGAGACGCUCAUCACCAACGAAGAAGUGCUGUUCUGAGAGAAGGCCAGGAGAAGGGAGGCGGCGGGGGGACUGAAGGAACACUUCUGCUCCUUAGAGGAUAAGAGACAGGAAGAAGUCAUCAUGAAGACGCAAUGUGUCUUCGUGGGAAGGGAUGGAAGGAUAGAGGGAAAUGUGACCAGUCCUCAUUUGAUUAAAAAAAAAAAAAGGAAGUAAAAACUGGAUCAACAGAUGACAGCUGGAAGAGGAGAUUAGGAUCGCCCAUUUCAGAUUGAAACUCUCAUGAUGGACGUUGGGAAGUGGAAAGGGUAGAUGAAUGCCUUGGAUUUUUUACAGCGCAUUCCUACAAACAAAUAAAAUUCACAUUUUACCCAUCCGAUUAAAAGCCAGCUUGAAAAUGCCAUCCCUCAAAUAAUGUGAUCUCUCAAAUAAUGUCAUACCUUUACACAUAUCUUCGAUGAGAGGUGGGGUUUUUCCAAAUUCGUUGAAUGACAACUGUAUGGAUUAGUAUCCCCCCCCCCCCACUUCAAAUAACCCCACUGGUCAGCGAGUUUGAGGGCCAGCUCGUGUGGCCUGCAUACCAGUAUGCACAGUGACAUUAUUAUUUUGGAAAAACAGCAACUCAUCUCUGUGAAUCUUCAUUCCUGAUCGACACAACAGAACAAUGUGUUGCACCAUCCCAAGAAUGAGAAUAUUUCCUUGUA
This is a messenger RNA of Lampris incognitus (smalleye Pacific opah), 2162 nucleotides long. RefSeq names its product N-chimaerin. Gene Ontology annotation, biological process: signal transduction; positive regulation of GTPase activity; regulation of small GTPase mediated signal transduction. Gene Ontology annotation, molecular function: GTPase activator activity. Bases 118 to 1497 code for a protein of 459 amino acids. The transcript has 14 exons. NCBI's taxonomy places the organism in Eukaryota, Metazoa, Chordata, Actinopteri, Lampriformes, Lampridae. The record is from RefSeq and is a predicted model, not a curated record.